This is a messenger RNA of Mytilus trossulus (common blue mussel), 905 nucleotides long. RefSeq lists its product as uncharacterized. The coding region runs from base 150 to 842 and encodes 230 amino acids. NCBI's taxonomy places the organism in Eukaryota, Metazoa, Mollusca, Bivalvia, Mytilida, Mytilidae. The transcript is spliced from 4 exons. The record is from RefSeq and is a predicted model, not a curated record.
CCCGUCUAUAUUGUGACGUUAACAAUGGACCAUUGACGUUCUACACAAUAAACAACAUUAGUAUGUAUAAGCCAUAAAUGUCCCUUUGGCAGCAAGAGGGCUAGACGAACGUCAAGCUCAAAUAUUUACUGUUGGCUGUUAGCGAAAGUAUGGAAUUUGGUAAAAUGCUUUACUAUGUUACUGGUUUGAUAUUGGGAUCCAUUGUGUUGUCGUCUGCAUGCAAACUUUCCAUUGCCGAUACAAACGGGAGACUGGUCACUAAUCAAAUGCUUGCAAAUAGAAUCCUGACAAUAGAGACCGCGAUGAAAGAAAAACUUAAAAGCCAUGUAGACAUGCUCAAAACAAUUAUGGAAAAGUCGUCAAAUGAUCAUGAAGAUCCACUUCCACAUGAUAUGUGUUUGGAAGAUGUGGCGCUCCGGAAAAUGUCAGGUCAGAGUUCAAGAUUUUACCAUUUUACCCCCAGCCUUGGGAAUGACGGCAAUACCAAUACAUUUUUCCAUACGUCUCUUCAAAGGAAUCCAUAUUGGUGGGUAGACCUCGGAUCUUUCUACAAAAUUCAUCAUGUUGAAAUUUGGAAUAGAGUAUCUGCCGGUAAUAGACUCCGUGCAUUGACUAUUUCGGUUGGUCCAACUUUAGCAAAGGCACGGUCGAGAUGUGCUUAUUAUAGAGGCCCGGCUAAAAAUGGACAGCAUCUUAUUUUGAAGUGCAGCAAUAAAACUCCUAAAGGACGGGUAGUCAAGCUUUCUAUAAGCACCUGGAAGAACUACAUGCAUUUAGCGGAAGUUAAGGUGUUUGCAUAUAAAAAGAAUUGUUUGCCAAAAGAGGAAUCAUUUAUGCUCUGAUAUCAAGUAUUAUGAUACUUUUUUUGUUGCUACCAUUAUCUUAUUAAAGAUUAAUAUGCUCUU